This is a messenger RNA of Eptesicus fuscus (big brown bat), 1454 nucleotides long. It is a transcript of the gene SLC36A2, whose product is annotated as solute carrier family 36 member 2. Gene Ontology annotation, cellular component: vacuolar membrane. The coding region runs from base 12 to 1454 and encodes 480 amino acids. The record is from RefSeq and is a predicted model, not a curated record. Gene Ontology annotation, biological process: L-alanine transport; glycine transport; proline transmembrane transport. Gene Ontology annotation, molecular function: amino acid:proton symporter activity; L-alanine transmembrane transporter activity; L-proline transmembrane transporter activity. The transcript has 10 exons. Lineage: Eukaryota; Metazoa; Chordata; Mammalia; Chiroptera; Vespertilionidae.
UUGAAGCAGUCAUGCCUGGAACGAAGAGUGCCGGGGGUCCCCAGGGAGCUGUUGACCUCAAACUGGACCUCAGGUCACCUCUCAAAAGUGCCAAGAACAAGAACUCCGGUUUCUUGGAUGGGAGCCCAUCGGAGUUGCCGGUCUUGGAGAAGACCAACGGCAUAACAGCAUUCCAGGCCUUGAUUCACCUGGUGAAAUGCAACAUGGGCACUGGGAUCCUGGGACUACCCCUGGCUGUGAAGAACGCAGGCCUCCUGCUAGGCCCGCUGAGUUUGCUGGCAAUGGGCCUCAUCACCUGGCACUGUAUGCACAUCCUGGUCAGGUGUGCCCAGCGCUUCUGCCACAGGCUUAACAAACCCUUUAUGGAUUAUGGGGAUACAGUGAUGCAUGGACUAGAGGCCAGCCCCAAUACCUGGCUCCGGGACCACGCUCACUGGGGAAGGCAUAUGGUGAGCUUCUUCCUUAUAUUCACCCAGAUGGGCUUCUGCUGUGUGUACAUUGUGUUUCUGGCUGAUAAUUUAAAGCAGGUGGUGGAAGCUGUUAAUGGCACCUCCAGCAAUUGCCAUUACAAUGAGACGGUGAUUCUCACACCCACGGUAGACUCUCGACUCUACAUGCUCGCCUUCCUGCCCAUCCUGAUGCUGCUGGUCCUCUUUGGGAACCUCAGGGUCCUGUCCAUCUUCUCUAUGUUGGCCAACAUCAGCAUGCUGGUCAGCUUGAUCAUCAUCGCCCAGUACAUUGCCAAGGGUAUUCCAGACCCCAGCCAAUUGCCACUGGUAACAAGUUGGAAGACCUACUCUCUCUUCUUCGGAACAGCCAUUUUUUCAUUUGAAAGCAUUGGCUUGGUUCUGCCCCUGGAAAACAAGAUGAAGGAUACCCGCCGCUUCCCAGCUAUCCUGUCUUUGGGAAUGGCCAUCAUCACUGCCCUGUACAUUGGCUUCGGGGUUCUGGGCUACCUGCAGUUUCAAAAUGACAUCAAGGCCAGCAUAACCCUUAACCUGCCCAACUGCUGGCUGUACCAGUCGGUCAAGCUCCUCUACAUCGCCGGCAUCCUGUUCUCCUACGCCCUGCAGUUCUACGUCCCUGCAGAAAUCAUCAUCCCCUCCGCCAUCUCCCGGGUGUCCAAGCGCUGGGCACUGCUUCUGAAUUUGUCCAUCCGCUUCACCAUGGUCUGCCUGACAUGCAUCUUGGCCAUCCUCAUCCCCCGCCUGGACCUGGUCCUCUCCCUAGUGGGCUCCGUGAGCAGCAGUGCCCUGGCCCUCAUCUUCCCACCCCUCCUGGAGAUCACCACCUACUACUCAGAGGGCCUGAGCCCCCUCACCAUCGCCAAGGACGCCCUGAUCAGCAUCCUGGGCUUCGUGGGCUUUGUGGUGGGGACCUACCAGGCCCUGGAUGAGCUGAUCCAGCCAGGACACGCUGUCACCUUUUCCAACUCCACCAUUUUUAUUCAGUGA